AUGGGGACCUUAUCCACCUUAAGGCCACCGGUGCGGCCAUCACAACCACCACAAUCAGCCACCGGAUUCAACCAAGACACUCUCCAACAACGUCUUCAAGCUUUAAUUGAAGGCGUAAAAGAAAUCUGGACCUACGCUAUCUUCUGGCAACCUUCUUAUGACUAUUCAGGUUCUUCGUUACUCGGUUGGGGUGACGGAUACUAUAAAGGCGAAGAAGACAAAACAAAAGUGAAGAAAUCAAUAGUUACUUCACCUGCUGAACAAGAACACCGAAGAAAAGUUCUCAGAGAACUUUAUUCAUUAAUCUCCGGUAAUCCAGUUACGGAAGAAUCUCCUGUUGAUGAAGAAGUUACUGAUAUGGAGUGGUUCUUUUUAGUUUCCAUGACUCAGUCUUUUGUUAACGACGGUGGACUUCCUGGACAAGCUUAUUUCAACUCAACUCCGGUGUGGCUGGUUGGCGGUGAGAAUCUUGUCCUCUCGCACUGCGAGAGGGCGAGACAAGGUCAAGAACACGGUUUAGAGACGCUGGUGUGUGUACCGUCAGCGAACGGCGUUUUAGAGCUUGGAUCGACCGAAUUGAUUUAUCAAAACAAUGAUUUCAUGGAUAAAGUGAAGAUGUUAUUGGAUUUCAAUAAUGAUUUUGAUUUUGGAUCUUCUUCGCAUAGUUCUUCUACAAUAGCUCAUCAAGGUGAGAAUGUUACUGGGCCAUAG
Molecule: messenger RNA, 711 nt
Organism: Medicago truncatula (barrel medic)
Lineage: Eukaryota; Viridiplantae; Streptophyta; Magnoliopsida; Fabales; Fabaceae
Product: transcription factor MYC2
Exons: 1
Coding region: 1-711 (236 amino acids)
Biological process (GO): regulation of DNA-templated transcription
Cellular component (GO): nucleus
Molecular function (GO): transcription cis-regulatory region binding; DNA-binding transcription factor activity
Source: RefSeq, a predicted model, not a curated record